Molecule: messenger RNA, 551 nt
Organism: Liolophura sinensis
Lineage: Eukaryota; Metazoa; Mollusca; Polyplacophora; Chitonida; Chitonidae
Product: inactive heparanase-2-like
Exons: 4
Coding region: 126-551 (141 amino acids)
Cellular component (GO): extracellular matrix
Source: RefSeq, a predicted model, not a curated record
ACUCAUUCAUACAAAUACAUUUUCUGACAUGAUACGGUGUUUUCGCUGUUUUCAGGUGGCUUGAUACGCUAGGAAAAGCGGCAUCCACCGGUGUAUCCGUUGUAACUAAACGCUCCUUCAGCGACAUGUUUGAUGAGAAAGAAAUCCCUACACCGGAAUACUGGAUUUCGCUUUUAUUCAAGAGGCUUGUGGGAAGACAAGUAUUGAACGUAUUCACUGAUGGGAAUGUUGAGUUUCGGAUAUACGGACAUUGCAGCUUUAAUACUCCCAGCGGACUUGUAGUGUAUUACAUAAACCUACAUGAGCGUGAUAUCGGCUGGCAACUGGCUCGCGUCAGGGGAGAGAACUACGAACUCUACAGUCUGACACCAGGAGAAGAUGGCAAGUUGUCCUCCAGAUCUGUUAAAUUGAAUGGGCAGAAACUGCGCAUGACUGGAGACAACCUUCCAAGUCUACAUCCGGUGAGGUCGCGAACAUGGCCAAUUAUUGUGCCAUCUUUGUCAUACGGGUUUUUGGUUUUACCCAACGUCAGUGUCCUAGCAUGUCAAUAA